Messenger RNA from Rotaria sordida, 719 nucleotides. Lineage: Eukaryota; Metazoa; Rotifera; Eurotatoria; Philodinida; Philodinidae. The record is from the annotation of a GenBank genome assembly.
AUGACACAUGGUUUUGAUAAAAAGGACCAAGCACUUCAUUAUUUCAAUCAAUUACUACUCACUUUACCAUCUUAUCAUGUUGAUAUGCCAGACAUUUUACAACAACGAGCUAUUUUAUACCAAGAAAAAGGUGAACAUUCAUUGGCUUUAAGUGACUAUGAACGGGCACUUGAAAUUCGUCGUCAACGUGUCCAAGAGAAUCUCUUGGGCAUUGGUUCACUCAACAGUAAUAUUGGUAAUCUUCAAAAAACAACAUCCAAUUUCGAGACAAGUCUAAACAGUCAUCAUGCAGCGCUGAGUACUUAUGAAAAAUUGUAUGGAACCGAGCAAGACCAUGUAACAAAAGCGAAGGUAACCGAAAACAUUGGUUUGACUUAUUAUAGCAGUGGAAAUACACUCAAAGCACUCGAAUAUUUAACGCUUGCUCAAACCGUAUACAAACGACUUUUGCCUGAAAAACACCUAUUCCAAAUUGAACUUCUUGGUCAUAUCGGUACAAUUCAUGAAGCAACAGGAAAUUUAACUUCAGCAGAAAAAUUAUUUCGUCGUCAGCUAAAUUGGAGUGAGACAAUUCUACCAUUAGAUCAUCCUCUACUCAUUACAUUUCUCGAUUCUGUCUUGCGCAUUCACAUGAAAAUGAAUCAAACAUUAAAUAUUAGCACGAUAUUCACUGAAUAUUUACAAAAACUCAACAAAACGCUGGGUCCACAGCAUCCUGC